CUUCGCAUAGCAGCCAUUGAUCCUCAAAAAUCGACAGGUAUUCGCGGCGAAAGUUUCGCAGCGAGUUCACAGCACUCAUUCUCAAACAGCUCGACGCCAAGCGCGCACGCCGCCGCAGCGCGUCCACAAGUAAGACCACAGCACAGCAUGGGUCUCCUCUCGUUUAUUUACUCCGUGUUGGGGUACAACAUCUGCGCGACGCUGUUCAUCGCGUAUCUGAUGUUUGAUUAUGUACUGGGAGCGUUGGCGACGUUCGGCGCCCGCUACGUGAUGGAAAGUAAGUCGGGCGGCGCGUACGACUUCUACAUCCGCUGGAUCCGCGUCGACUACGGCUGGACGGAGCUGACGCUCACGAUCGGCCCGAUCACGUUCAAAAACCCGAAGAAGUUCAAGAUGACGCCGUUCCUCAUCAAGAUCGACCGCAUCUCGUGCCGCGUUAAUCCGCGGUCGUUCCUCGAUUGGCUGAAAAAAAAGCGCCCCAUGGAGGUCGAGAACGUAGAGAUCGAGCGCAUGCGCUUGCACAUGGAAAGAGAUGGGAAGGGAGAGAUGAACUGCUGGGCCGCGCCUCGCAGUGCAUAAAAUCAAAUUGUCGCGUCUCAUCCACCCGACUCACUGGCUGAUUACUCACAGGCGCUCGGCAUGGACGCGGCGGCCGGCGAAGCGGCGUACGCCGACGCCCAGAAGUCGUCGGACAAGCAGGAGCAGGACCUGGACCCGGAAGCCUUCGAAGACGACGGAAAAGAUGAGUACAAGGGCAUGGAUAAGAAAGAAAAGAAAAAAGUUAAGAAGUCGAAGCGGGAGAAGGAGGAAGCGAAGCAUGCUGGCGGUGUCCUCGGCAUGUUCGCCGUCAAGCGCGUAUGCUUGCGCGGCCACCGCUACGACAUUGACGCGUUCAUGCGCAAGACCAAGACCACGGCCAAGGACGUUCAGAGCAAUAUAAUCAAAAUGCAGAUAUUAGAAGUCUUCGACGGUCCCGGCCUGUGUGGAACUAAGUGUGUCGGGUGCACCCGAUAAUUCCUCGCGUCGAUGGCGUGGACGAACGCGCCGUAAAUUGAAUUUCCACCCAUUUGAUUUCCACACAGGUCGCGGCAAGAAGGACAAGAAAGGCAACUACCCGGGCCUCUACUUAGAUGAUAUCAUAAAAAUGGUCGUGGUCCGCUGCGUCAAGACUGUUAUGUCGACGAAUGGUUUCACCAACAUUAAGAUGGGUCUCGGCGCGGCUGGGAACCAACUCGGCGCGGGCAUCGCUGGUGGUGCGAACGCCGUCAACAACACGGCAGCGAGAGGUCUCUUAAAUAUGGGCCAGACGACCGGCAAGCAAGUCAACGCGCGUCUGAAGGGCAAGGAAGCGGUGGCGGAUUCAUUAGUUAUUGUCUGCCACUCCGCGAAGCACCUACCGGCAGGUGCCAAAGUUGUGUGGAAAUCAAGCAAUCGAGCAGUUGUCGCGUCGAUGGCGUGGAUGCGUGAUUCAGCCGUACGCACACAGGUCACAAGAAGCGUCCGGCGGCGUACCUAAAAAUACAGGUGGGCAAGAAGGGGGUCAAGCAAAAAACGGCCGCCGCGCCGGCCUCCAACAAUCCGGAUUGGGGGAAAACGAUCACGUUAUCGCCCAUCACUGAUUUGGAGGAAGACGUGCGCAUUCAGGUCUACGACCGGCGCAUCUUCGCCGAAGACGAUCAGUUAGGCAAGACUUUGAAGAUCCCGCUACGCGAGCUCAUAGACAACGCCGCCGUCGAGAAGUGGUACGACAUCGAGCCGGCCGAUGACAAGCCCCUGAAAGAGGGCGAGAAGUCGGCCCAGGUCAAGCUCUCGCUCGAGCUCCACGGCGUCAAGGCCACCGAAGACUGAGGAAGAAGUGUCCUGUAGUGAUCCCCGUUCCCCCCGUGUAACUUUCAAUAAAUCCAGUACUAGAAGUACUACACAACAACAUCACACACCGGCCGUCGCC
Pelagomonas calceolata is the source of this 1948-nucleotide messenger RNA. NCBI's taxonomy places the organism in Eukaryota, Pelagophyceae, Pelagomonadales, Pelagomonadaceae. The record is from the annotation of a GenBank genome assembly.